AUGGCUAAUGAGGAUUGGGAUCUGUUUGCCAUCGUGAGAAGUUGCAAAGCUGCCACCUUUACUGCUACCACAAACACAGAAACCCCACCCACCACCACAACCACCAAUACUACUGUUAUCUCCAAUACUAGAUCAUCUCAAGACAACACUUGCUUGGACGCUUUCACUGUUACCCAAGAAAAUGGCUCAUUCUCUUUUCCCAAUCUUGUGCAACCAAGAACCAAUGAGUUCCAAGAGCUUCAACAAUUGUUAAUGAACUUCAACCCCACCACCACCACCACCACCACCUUCACUAGCACUAGCACUAGUGGCCUUGGCAUCAAUCCCAAUUCCACUUUUUGUGACGUUGCAGGAUUCAUUGGACAACAGCAGAUACAGCAAGGUCACCACCAUCUUGUUGUUCCUACUCCCACAACUUACACCUCCAUUGGAGCACCCUCCACUACAAGCUUUGAUAGAUUCCAUCACAACCCAAAACAACAACAACAACAACAACAGCAACCCCAAACCCCAGAACAACAACAACAGCAUCAAAAUCAACCACCCCUACAAGUACCCCAAAUAAGUCCCAUGCUUUUACCAAAUACACAACCACAAACACCCAGAUCAAGAAAAAGAAAAAGCCAACAGAAGAAAAUGGUGUGCCAUGUAACCGCAGAUAACAUCUCAGCAGACUUGUGGGCAUGGCGAAAAUAUGGACAAAAACCCAUCAAAGGUUCUCCAUAUCCAAGGAACUAUUACAGAUGCAGUAGCUGCAAAGGAUGUGCCGCGAGAAAGCAAGUUGAGCAGAGCACAACGGAACCGCACAUGUACAUCGUCACAUACACCGGCGACCACAAGCACGCCAAACCUGCUCACAGGAACUCCCUCGCCGGUAGUACCCGGAACAAACACUCCACGACCCGUUUACCCGCAACACGUGAAACCGGGUUACAAUGGAUAAAAGGAAGCCAAAGUUCAUCAAGUUCAGCGCAUUCUCCCAUGCCAUUAAGUUCCGGUUCACUGCAAAGAGAGGAGGCUAGUGCCGCCGCCGGUGAUCCCGAAUGCCCAGACCGCCCAGACCCGGAAACAGAACCCGACUCGUCCUCCGAAAACGACGACGAUGUUUUGAUACCCAACACGACAGCCAUGUCGGACGCCGUUCUCUUGGGAUUAACCCAUUUCUACGGUAACAAAACCAAGAGGGAUGGGUUGGAUCCGAAUAACGUUCCCGGGGCUGAAUGUGAAUCCUCUGAGAACAACCGGGUCAAACCCGGUUGA
Abrus precatorius (Indian licorice) is the source of this 1260-nucleotide messenger RNA. RefSeq names its product probable WRKY transcription factor 27. Gene Ontology annotation, cellular component: nucleus. The coding region runs from base 1 to 1260 and encodes 419 amino acids. Gene Ontology annotation, molecular function: DNA-binding transcription factor activity; transcription cis-regulatory region binding. Gene Ontology annotation, biological process: regulation of DNA-templated transcription. NCBI's taxonomy places the organism in Eukaryota, Viridiplantae, Streptophyta, Magnoliopsida, Fabales, Fabaceae. The transcript is spliced from 3 exons. The record is from RefSeq and is a predicted model, not a curated record.